AUGGCACCAGCGGUGGGCAUAGAUCUUGGGACCACAUACUCCGUGGUGGCAGUAUUCCAGAAUGGGAAAGUGGAGAUCAUUGCGAAUGAGCAAGGUAACAGGACAACGCCCUCGUACGUCGCUUUCACUGACACUGAACGGCUCGUCGGUGAUUCCGCUAAAAGUCAGGUAGCAAUCAAUCCCAAGAACACAGUUUUUGAUGCAAAACGUCUCAUCGGACGCAAGUUUGAUGACCCCAAAUUACAAGAAGACAUUAAACAUUGGCCGUUCCAAGUCAUUUCUGACGGUGGGAAACCGAAAAUUGUCGUUGAAUAUAAAAAAGAAACGAAAAGGUUUUCUCCAGAAGAAAUCUCAUCCAUGGUCUUAAAUAAAAUGAAAGACAUUGCUGAAACAUAUUUGGGUGAGACGGUUAAGGACGCUGUUAUCACUGUGCCAGCUUAUUUUAAUGACUCCCAGAGGCAGGCUACAAAAGAUUCUGGUGUAAUAGCUGGCCUUAAUGUUCUCAGAAUCAUUAACGAACCCACAGCCGCCGCUCUUGCCUACGGUCUCGAUAAAAAUUUAACUGGCGAAAAGAAUGUACUGAUAUUUGAUCUUGGUGGUGGUACAUUCGAUGUUUCAAUUCUUCAAAUUGCUGAAGGAUCCCUGUUCGAAGUAAAGUCUACAUCAGGAGAUACUCACUUGGGCGGAGAAGAUUUUGACAGCAGAAUGGUGGAUCAUUUCAGUCAAGAGUUUGAAAGAAAAUAUAAAAAGAACUUGAAAGAAAAUGUAAAAUCGUUGAGAAGACUUCGAACGGCUUGUGAGAGAGCUAAAAGAACACUGUCAACUAGCUCAGAAGCGAGUAUAGAGAUAGAUGCGUUGUUUGAAGGAAUCGACUUCUAUUCUAAGCUCACGAGAGCGCGAUUUGAGGAGCUAUGCACUGACUUAUUUCGAUCAACCUUGGGUCCCGUAGAAAGAGCAUUAAAAGAUGCUAAAUUGAACACGAGAGAAAUCCAUGAUGUAGUUUUGGUUGGCGGCUCUACAAGGAUACCGAAGAUUCAAAGGUUGUUACAGGAAUUUUUUGGUGGCAAGUCUCUUAAUCUCUCUAUUAAUCCUGACGAAGCUGUAGCAUAUGGGGCUGCAGUACAAGCAGCUAUUCUAAGCGGUUCUAAGGACACACGCCUUGCUGAAGUAUUAUUGGUCGAUGUAACACCCCUUUCGCUGGGUAUUGAAACCGCUGGUGGAGUGAUGACCCGUUUAGUAGAAAGAAAUACUCGAAUCCCAAUAGCGCAGAAACAAACUUUUAGUACUUAUGCUGACAAUCAACCCGCUGUUACCAUUCAGAUAUACGAAGGCGAAAGAGCAAUGACAAAAGACAAUAAUUUGUUGGGCACUUUUAACUUAACCGGCAUACCACCAGCUCCAAGAGGAAUACCUCAAAUUGAAGUUACAUUUGACAUUGACGCCAAUGGCAUUCUUAAUGUUAGCGCUCAAGAUAGAAGUACGGGGAGAUCGGAACAUAUUACAAUUUCCAAUGACAGAGGCCGCCUCAGUAAGAAUGAUAUUGACAAAAUGUUGCACGAAGCUGAGCAGUUCAAAGCAGAGGAUGAAGCCUCCAAGAAGAAAGUCGAAGUUAAGAAUCAGUUGGAAGGCUACAUUUUUGGCUGUAAAACGGCAGUAGACAAUGCUGGAUCCAGGUUGACGGAGGAUGAGAAGAAUAAAGUUCGUAAUGAGUGCAACAAUCAGCUGCGAUGGCUCGAAUCUCAUGGUAACGCUUCGAUCGACGAGCUGGAGAAUCAUUUGAAGGAAUUGCAAGCUGUGUGUCAACCCGCCAUGAUGAGACUACACGGCGUUGGGGGAGGGCCAAGUAACCAGCAACCAGAGAAUGAAGGCCCAAGAGUCACAGAACUUGAUUAA
Messenger RNA from Spodoptera exigua (beet armyworm), 1893 nucleotides. The record is from the annotation of a GenBank genome assembly. Lineage: Eukaryota; Metazoa; Arthropoda; Insecta; Lepidoptera; Noctuidae.